This is a messenger RNA of Solanum dulcamara, 1594 nucleotides long. RefSeq names its product F-box protein CPR1-like. Gene Ontology annotation, molecular function: protein binding. The record is from RefSeq and is a predicted model, not a curated record. The transcript has a single exon. The coding region runs from base 347 to 1495 and encodes 382 amino acids. NCBI's taxonomy places the organism in Eukaryota, Viridiplantae, Streptophyta, Magnoliopsida, Solanales, Solanaceae.
AAAUAUAAAAAGAUAUAAUACAUAAAUGUACCAUUUAACUUGGUCUCAGCUAGCAUCUACACCCGCCAACUUUGGGUGUACAUAAUUAUGUACUUAAACUUGUAUAAAGUAGAACCAGUAGACACGCAUGACAAAUUCUAGAAUUUUGACCUUUGAUCUUGAAAGCGAAUAGUUUCUUUGGGUGCUGUACAAGUUUGAAGGAGAGCUCCUUCAAUAAAUAUUUCAUUCAUAAGACCUAAUGUUGAAUAUUCCUCCAAAGUGUUGAACAAUUCAGCUAGCACACUUUUAAAAAGCAUUUUUGGACACAUCUCUGGUGGAUGUUCCAUUAGCCAAAGAGGUGUAACAAAUGAGUAGUGAUGAAGCAACAUCUCUAGUGGAUCUUCCAUCCCCAAUCUUGUUGAGCAUUUUCUCAAGAUUACCUCCCACCACACUUUUAUGUGUUAAAAGUGUAUGCAAAACUUUUCAAAACUUAACCUUGGAGUCUGAAUUUUCAAAUUUAUUACUGUCAACAUCUCCAGCCAGCAUCAUCAUCAACCAAUUCAUCUCUGAUGAGACUUCUUGUACCAACACCUUAAAGUUCUUGAAAUUCGAAGGUCGGGGUACUCAUUCGUAUAGCCAUGAUCCGAAUGUUGACCUUGAGCUACAACUUUACUUUCCUGUUGAUCCAUUUUGGUUGGUUGGAUCAGUUCAUGGUUUCAUUUGUUUUAAUUACUUCCCCGAUUAUGUUGAUCCUAUUUACAUCCUCAACCCGAGAACCAGAGAGUACAUCAUCCUUCCAGAGGCGGAAGGAGCAAGAGAGUGGACUAAUUUAGUCACUUAUGGCUUCGGUUUUGAUCCUGUUAGGUUCGAGUACAAAGUGGUUAGAAUUUACCAAGAGGAAAUUUUUGAUGAUGAUGAUACUAGUUAUUACAAGUCUGAAGGUCAAGUCUACACAAUUGGCAAAGGAUAUUGGAGAAAUGCAGGACAUGUUAUGUUCUCUUUCAUGCCAUAUGGGGUGAACCUCUAUGCAAAGAUUCAUUGGUUGGUUUAUGAUGCUAACGGAAAUGAGUUAAUAUGUUCGUUUGAUUUGGAGAAUGAGUUGUUUGAAUCAUUUCCUACGGCUCCAGGGUACACUGAGGAAAGGUAUAGGAAUUUGCGAAGUUUGGGAGUUUUGGGACGUUGUCUAUGUGUUUGUGAUAAUUAUGCAGAUAGUCAUUUUGAGGUAUGGUCGAUGAAAGAAUAUGCAGUUACUAGUUCAUGGGUUAAAGAGAUUGUCAUAAACAUUUCUCCUGAAUGCAACGAUUGGUUGGGCAAUGAAAUGAUUUAUAUGUUGAAAGUUUUGGAAGAUGGAGAGGUGGUGUUCUUGUGGCAUGAUGAUUUCUUGUUCUUGCACCAUCCUGUGAAGAAAACUUUGAAAAAGCUUAACGUCUGUACAGGGAACAUCUUAGCAUCUAGCCAUGUAUCAAGCUCCUUUUCUCUCAAGAGUUUUGAAGCAGAGAUUGUCAAUGUCUUUUAGAUUGUCAAAAUGCAUGUAUUGUUUUGUUAUUUCUUCAUUUUGAUGACUGCGAGUGCUUGCUUUGGAAGACUUUGUAUUCCUCUUCGAUUCAUAAACAAU